Molecule: messenger RNA, 327 nt
Organism: Dacryopinax primogenitus
Lineage: Eukaryota; Fungi; Basidiomycota; Dacrymycetes; Dacrymycetales; Dacrymycetaceae
Exons: 1
Coding region: 1-327 (108 amino acids)
Source: RefSeq, a predicted model, not a curated record
AUGGGUCGCAAUACUGGCAGAGUAUACCAGAUCGUUGCGGCUGCUACUGCUACUGCUACUGCUACAACUGUUGCUGCUGCGGCUGCCCCCGCAGCCCGCGCCAAAGCCCAACCUGCUGCCAAGACCUUGGCUACACUCAGAGGAGGAAAGAAAACUGCAAUGCAACAAGAGAACAGGACCUCAGACAAGAGAGGAGGCGAAAUGGCGCAAGAGGAAGGGAACGGAGAAAGAGAGAGUUGCAUCAAGCAAGAGUCCAGGGAGUUGGAGGAAGUCGAGCUCUUGGAAAGCCAGUUUACUGCAGGAGACGCCCGCGAGCAACCAUCAUAG